GUAUCUGGGAUGGGGGAUUGGGCUCAAAUAAAGGUGGACAUCAUUAUGGCCCUUCCAUCCAACCGUGUCGCCCGCCGAUUCCUGCUCGAUGUUCCGAUCAGCCGACCCUCUCUGCAAUUCGAUACACUUGCCUUCUGCCUCAAGCUGCCUGGCCUCAGCUUUAAUACCUCUCAUCUUUUUCAUGCCUUUUUUCUGAUUUCCGCCUCGCUACUCAACCGGCCCAAUCGUCUCCCAAAGGUUCUGCUCUUUCUCUCGACUGUCGAGAACAUCGUGGAGCAUUUGUGCCGUUGGCACUCGAAGCUCGAGGCCAUUCGCCAACGAGUGAAUGUGAUGAUCACCAUCAGCAUAAGCACCAUGCUCUUCCUCCUGGGGCUGCUGUUGCUAACGCAAGUGAGCCCAGAUUGUGUUUGUCCGAGUGGGACUUUGUUAAAAGAGAGCAAAAAAGAGACAAUCACACACACACAACACAACCAUGCAGCCGAGUUGUGA
Messenger RNA from Protopolystoma xenopodis, 489 nucleotides. The record is from the annotation of a GenBank genome assembly. Lineage: Eukaryota; Metazoa; Platyhelminthes; Monogenea; Polystomatidea; Polystomatidae.